Messenger RNA from Lacerta agilis (Sand lizard), 1330 nucleotides. It is a transcript of the gene MBIP, whose product is annotated as MAP3K12 binding inhibitory protein 1. NCBI's taxonomy places the organism in Eukaryota, Metazoa, Chordata, Lepidosauria, Squamata, Lacertidae. The coding region runs from base 53 to 1075 and encodes 340 amino acids. Gene Ontology annotation, cellular component: cytosol. The record is from RefSeq and is a predicted model, not a curated record. The transcript is spliced from 9 exons.
CCGCCGCCGCCGCCGCCGCCGUGCCCGGGGCUGUUUGUUGUGGGCGACUGUUAUGGCCUCCGUCGUGGGAGAGGCCGACUCCGUCCCGCCCGAGGUCUCCGCCCCGCUAGGGGACUCCUCCGAAGAGGCAGCCGGAGAGGUCUUGAGAGGCGCCCUGCGCUCGCUGCCGGCGCUGGUGGGGCAGCUUAAUAUUGGAGAAGAUGUGGUGAAAAUUAACAUCGACUGGAGCAAGCUUCAAAGUACAUCACCCACGUUGCUCUUUACUGCUCUGCAGCAGCAUAUAUCAGGUUUACAGCCAUUUAUAGAAAAACUCCAGUCUUUGAUUAAAGAAGAAAGCACUGUACCCAUUGAUGAUUCCAGUAAGACAGAAGGUGGAAAGUGUGAGACUAAUUCAAAUGUAAUAGAAAAAGACUUGCAGAUGGAAGUGACACAUGCAGCUUUUGGUUCUGCAAGCCUGAAAGAGGCUCAUGUUGAUUUUGACCCAGAAGUAGUGCAAAUAAAAGCUGGGAAAGCUGAAAUUGAAAGACGAAUAUCAGCCUUCAUUGAAAGGAAGCAAGCUGAGAUCAAUGAAAACAAUGUCAGAGAAUUUUGCAAUGUUAUCGAUUGUAAUCAAGAAAACAGUUGUGCGAGGACUGAUGCAGUGUUCACACCUUACCCAGGAUUCAAAAGUCAUGUUAAGGUUUCUCGAGUUGUAAACACCUACGGCCCGCAGACUAGAAGUGACAGUGCUCAUGGGUCCAGUCAUAAAGCUAACUCCCUUUCUCGUGAUUGUGGGAAUCAGGCUGUAGAAGAGAGGCUGCACAACAUUGAAGCACAUUUAAGGUUGCAAACAGGUGGACCAGUGCCAAAAGACAUCUAUCAAAGAAUAAAAAAGCUGGAAGAUAAGAUUCUUGAAUUGGAAGGAAUGUCUCCCGAAUAUUUUCAAUCUGUGAAUUUGUCUGGCAAGAGAAGGAAAAUCCAACAAAACCAAAACUAUUCUUUGGCUGAACUUGAUGAGAAGAUCAAUGCACUUAAGCAAACAUUGCUGAGAAAAACAAAUGAAGGGAGGCCCAAGGUUGUUGAUCAGCUUCUUUGAGUACAGUGAUGUGACUUCAUCGUGCUUUCAUGUGUACUUAACUCCUUUAGACUGCCCAAGUACUGUUUAUCUAGGCACUCUGUGGAAAUGAAACAUUACAUAUGAACCAGUCAAAUUCUUAUUGGAAACCUAGGUCAAGUGAACUUUUUUUCUUCAAAAUGAAGAAUGUUUUUAAACGUAGCCUUGUAAAUGUCUCUUCCCUUCUGAUGGAAAGGAGGGUCUGUAGAAACAAUAAAAAGAAAACCAUACAUCUUG